Messenger RNA from Ixodes scapularis (black-legged tick), 2725 nucleotides. RefSeq lists its product as uncharacterized. Gene Ontology annotation, molecular function: protein binding. The transcript has 11 exons. The record is from RefSeq and is a predicted model, not a curated record. NCBI's taxonomy places the organism in Eukaryota, Metazoa, Arthropoda, Arachnida, Ixodida, Ixodidae. The coding region runs from base 169 to 1485 and encodes 438 amino acids.
AGAAUAAACGCCUCUAUCCGCUCCUCCCGAGCAUCUCCAUCGCAUCAGCUGUCAAACCCGGUAUAUCUUGUAUUCAUCCACCGAUUCACCGUUACACCGUUUUAUGGAGAGCUAAAUAUACACCCAAGGUUGCGCAUAGUUCCUAAGAUGAGCUUGCAUUAGGACGUUAUGAGUGGAACCUCGUCGCACCGACAGAAGAUUCUCAAAGAAAUCGGCAGUCCAACUCGUGCGACUAAAGAAGACAUCGUCCUCUACGCCGAGCACUUGGGGAUCGAGCUUCCCAAUGAGCAAAAUCUGCUUUGGAUUGCUCAAGCCGGUCUUGAGGUAUCGCUGCCGCCCCCAUGGUACCCCGUGGAGGAUUCUCAGGGGAGGAUUUACUAUUACAAUUCGGUUACGAAGGAGACCAAGUGGGAACAUCCCCUGGAUUCUUACUACAAAGCUAUGGUCAAGAAAGAGCGGAUCAAGGCAGGACUGCAAAACUCUGCUGCUUCAGACGCAAACCUCGAAGACAGCGGAGCUUCUCUGAUGUCUUCCUUGGACGACAUCCCGCCACUGUCGACAUUUGCAAGAGCCUCGGAUUCUGAACAGACAGUGGUGCACAUCUCUCUCUUGAAGAAAGAGAAGAAGAACACAUUCCUCUCCAAGUCCUGCCCAACAAAUCUCAAUAUUUUAACAAUGAAGACAGCACCACCGCCACCUACUAAGCAGGCAGACUCCGACUCGGAAUCUCACACGGCCACACUCAAGAACGACAAGGAGGAGGAGAAGGCCCUUCCAGACCUGAAAGAUCUUCUGUCCCAGAAACAGGCGCUUGUAGCAGAACUGGAGCAGCUCAAGCGAGAGGUGCACAAGUACCGGCGACUACGAGAGCAACUCAGGGCUUCCGCCAAACAAGAACUAGUCCAGCUCGGCGCGUCUACCGUGGCCAAAGAGCGGUCGAUGUGUACGGACGUCGCUCGACGACCGCGGAAGUGCUCUCCACCUCGUCAGAAGACCGUCGCACGGGAGACACCAAAUGCCGGGGAGAAAACCAAGCAGACGACGGCGGCGCUGGUUCCGGCCGUUCAGCCGUCGCUCGGCCACUCGGACCUGUUACGGCUGAGCCAGCGGUUGGCCCACCUGCGUCAUCGACACCUCCAACUGUCCCUUCGGGCGGCACAACAGGUUGCCGAGGAUGCCCUAGCAAGUUCCGUCGUAACUCAACCAGCCUGCCAAGAUCCCACAAGCAAGGAGCUUUUCACUUCUGUCAAGUUGGCAGCGACAUCCGAAGCGAUUGCCUCGCAUCCGGGAAGGGCCCUGGUCGAAAAACCCCGCACCCGAAUGGAGUCUGCCCCCGGAACUCUUCCCCAGUGCUGGCGCCCGAGAGCGCCGACCCAGGAGGGAGACCAACCCGUUCCGUGGUCUCGAGCAGAGUGGACUGCCAAGUUGUCUCAGCUGCGCUGGAAUCUCGGAGAGUGCGAACUGCAUCAGCUGCUCAUCAAAUAGUUGCUGCCAAGAGCCUCCAGAUUCCCCCGGUGCCCUGGAACAAAGGCAAGCUGAAAAAGAAAGUCAAGCCUCUCUGCUGGCAGUUCCUGCUCCUUUUUCUGUUUUUCCGUCCCAAGAGUUCUACUUGCCCUAUACUAUUAAGAUUUGCUGCAACCCAACACUUGUACCCACCCUGUCUUGCCGCAAAGGGACAUUGCAGUUGUGAUGGCAAGGCCCCAAUCAUCGUUCGUGAGUGGUGAUGUAGGACUUGAGCUCGCCCACCGCUGGUGUUCAAUGGGUAAUCCAAACAAAAGCUAAGAAAAACUGACUAGAAGGUCUACUAUAUCGCAUAAAUUUGGCCUUUUCAGCAGCUGCAAUUAGGUGGCAAAGGGUUUUCACCUAAAUUUCGGUAAGUGAAAUAAAUAAUCUAAAGAAAAAUUUUUUUUCUACUGUUGGAUAGGCAUUGCUUUACAAGAUAAAGUCCCCAGCAACUAUUCAAGCCUUUUUUUUUUUUUUUUGUGGCAACAAAAGAAAAAGGCAUUGUUAGUAGAAACAGAGAUUUCUGUUUUUCAAACUCACUUAAGCAAUCAAGCGGAUGCUGAAAUUUCAAAAACCUGCACCGAUCACCUAGUUUCACCUUUGCAGAUUUUUACUAGGCCCUCUGCUAAGUAACCAAUUUAAUUGUGCAAUGAAUCGACGACGCAGUGAAGUGAACCUUCCUGUAUGUUACCACCAAAAAAACCUCAGCCAAAAAAAAAAAAUCUGACUGGUUGGCAGCAGUCAUGGUGGUCGCGAAAGUGUGCAUAAUAGGUGCCUCAAGUUUGGUGCAAAACAGCUGCAAGAAAGUAGCCACUAGAAUUUAACUUGCUCUGAACAAAGUACACAAGUUGACAGCAUUCGUGCAACGUCAGCCAGUUGUCUGGUUAAAACGCAACUAUGCCCUCACCCAGGGGACUAUUUAGGGAGAUGAAUGCCAAUCUUCUCCAUACCAUAAUAGCUACACUGAAACUAGAAGAAAAUGAUGCAUACUAACUUUGUUGCAAAGCACUCCAACUAUGGGUUACUCUCUUCAGAGAGCAACUCAAGGUCUACAUAACUGUCGGUUGUAUUUAACCUAAUCUGCUUCACAAAUGCUCAAGUCUCCUUUAACCUGUCUUGAACCUGCUGCUGCCGCAGUCGGCUUUGGUGCUAGUCGUUUUGUUAGAGUUUUGUCGUCGUUGGCUCACCUCAUACUAUAUAAACUGUUGAAACCACCGAAAAA